Molecule: messenger RNA, 537 nt
Organism: Suillus discolor
Lineage: Eukaryota; Fungi; Basidiomycota; Agaricomycetes; Boletales; Suillaceae
Exons: 3
Coding region: 1-537 (178 amino acids)
Source: RefSeq, a predicted model, not a curated record
AUGGGGCAAAUCAAUGAUUUCCUAGUGCUUGAUAUUAUCAACAAUCUUCCUCUAACCUUUCACUCGGCAAAAGAUUUACGAGGUCGAGCUGAAUCAUUACCUAGCGGUCCAUGUUGGAAGUCUCAAGUUAUUCCUAUGUCACACCCCACAAAGUCUCCAGCAGUUCUCUACUGGCAGGAUCCACUUGAAUGCAUCGCUUCUCUAUUCAACCAUCCUUUAUUUCACAAUCGCAUAGACUACAUGGCUCACAAGGUGUAUAACACAGCGGAGAAGCUCUCUCGGACAUAUACCGAAUGGAUGACAGGCGAACAUGCCUGGGAGAUGCAGUCUGUGCUUCCCCAUGGCACAACUCUCCUUGGUACUAUUCUAUCCUCGGACAAGACAUGCAUUACUGCAUUGUCAGGCGACCGUGUUGCGCAUCCUCUCCUUAUCAGCCUCACCAACAUUCAUAUGGACAUACACCUAAAAUCAUCUUCAAAUGCCUUCCUUCUUGCUGCCUUACUUCCAGUCCCAAAAUUCAUCCACAAAAAUAAAUGA